Messenger RNA from Capsella rubella, 489 nucleotides. RefSeq names its product non-specific lipid-transfer protein-like protein At2g13820. The record is from RefSeq and is a predicted model, not a curated record. The transcript has 3 exons. Bases 1 to 489 code for a protein of 162 amino acids. NCBI's taxonomy places the organism in Eukaryota, Viridiplantae, Streptophyta, Magnoliopsida, Brassicales, Brassicaceae.
AUGAAACCUAGUAUGUGUUUAGUGUUGUUUAUAGCUUCAAUGGCAGUGAUGAUGUCUCCAGUUUCUGCUCAGUCGGGCUGCACAAAUGUCCUAGUCAGCAUGGCUCCGUGCCUCGGCUUCAUCACUCAAAACACUUCUUCUCCGUCUCAACAAUGUUGUAACCAGUUGGCUCAUGUUGUUCGGUUUUCUUCCGAGUGUUUGUGUCUUGUUCUCCAAGGUGGAGGUUCUGAGCUUGGGUUCCAUGUUAACGAGACACAAGCUCUUGCUUUGCCUAAAGCUUGUCAUGUUCAAACUCCGCCUGCUAGUCGCUGCAAUGGUGGUUCGUCGGUUAAUUCGCAUGCAGGAUCAUCAAACACUUCAGAACAUGGAAAUGGAUCAAAAACAGUCAGAGGAGACAAGUCCUCGUCUGAUGGGAGUUUUACCAAUUUCUCGUUCUCUCUUCUCGCCAUCCUUUCAACAGCUUCGUACAUCAUAAUCUUUGCAAUAUAA